AUGUCUUUGGUGGGAAGAAAAAGGGGAUAUGACAAAGAGGGGCUAAAAAACCAGGAAAAUUGCAACACGAAUGCGGCAAAGCGGACAAAGGUCAAUAACCACUCAAGGGCUGCGAAGUUCGAGCAAUUUAUCGACAGAGCGCCCCACGAAAUCAUAUUACAACUCAAGUGUCUUGUAAGUAGGCAGGAUAUCAUUUCACUAGCAUCUACGAGUAAGCGGGUAAGAGAGCGCCUUUUGCCAUACCUCUUUGACAGAGUCAAGUGUUCAUGGCCCGAGCUGUUGAGCAGCUGGCGCAACCCGAACGGUGUAUGCGCACCCAUAGAACACCCAGAGCUUAUAGAGGGCAUACGAAUAACGUCUUUUUGCUCUAAAAACGAGUGGACCUUCCCGUUUCAUGUGUUGUUUUCUCCGGAUCCAUCGACAAAUCCCAUGGGGAGGUUAGAAAGCUUGAGCAUGUUAAGCUCGGGUUCAACGAAUUUCUUCAAGUAUUGUGGACUGGUUUUGAACCUAAAAACUCUUAGCAUAACAGCUGUCAAAAGCUCUUCUGUAUUUAGCCUGGAGCACGUCAAACAAUUCCCGUCAUUGCAAGAAUUGAGACUUGUAGGCUUUCACAUUGAAGAUGCUGAAGCCGAAGCAAAUCCCCGCAAUAACCUUGGGUAUCUGAAGCUCGAAAAUUGUACCUGGUGUUACCCCUUCAAUCUCGAAAGCUUUGGAAAGGACAAAAUUCAUACGCUUCACUUGAAGUAUUCAAACAGCUUCAUCGUUAGUGAGCGAUUCAAGCACUUGCUAAGCUCUCCCAGUUUUACCAAUUUGAGAGAACUUUCAAUUGUCAAUGACGAAAAGAGUCUGGAACUUACAAUAUCUCUUAAAAUAAUGAACCUGAUACACGCGAUGCCUUCUUUAGAGACCCUUAUAUUGUCUGGUAACAUUUACAAUGAAGCUUUAAACGGGCAUGCGAGUUCUGGAUCCUCUAAUCACACGAGUAUUGUUGCAUUGAAUAACGUAAAAGUCUUUUAUUCAAGUUUUUUGCGGGAUCUAGGCUAG
Lachancea thermotolerans CBS 6340 is the source of this 1044-nucleotide messenger RNA. RefSeq names its product KLTH0F03454p. The transcript has a single exon. The coding region runs from base 1 to 1044 and encodes 347 amino acids. The record is from RefSeq and is a predicted model, not a curated record. NCBI's taxonomy places the organism in Eukaryota, Fungi, Ascomycota, Saccharomycetes, Saccharomycetales, Saccharomycetaceae.